CCGAGCGCUCGCUGCUCCUCCCGCCUCUGCCUGCACGUCCCCGUUCCGCAGCUUCUCUUCACCCUGAGUUCCGUUCUCCCCAAACCCGGGCGCUUACUCGCCUGUUUGCUGCUGCUGCUGCUGCCACCACCGCCGCUGCCGCCUGAGCCAUGACCAGCUGCUUGCAGUUGCAGAACUGCCGGGCCCUUCGACUGGCCAGGCCGCCUCCGGGAGCCAAUCCCCGCCCCCGCCCCCGCUGCCCUCUCCCGCCUCUGCCUGCCGCGGGGCCCCUGCCGGGGCCCGGCCCCCACCCGCUUCGAGGCUAUAGCGGGGGUCCGGCCGGGCUUUCCCAGGCCUUGUUACGCACCGACGCCUUUGUGGGGGGCCGCUGGCUGCCCGCCGCUGCAGGCACCUUCCCAGUGCAGGACCCCGCCAGCGGCGCCCAGAUAGGGCGGGUGGCGGACUGCGGGGCGGCCGAGGCCAGGGGGGCCGUGAGCGCCGCCCACCAGGCGUUCUCCAGCUGGAGGGGGGUCUCUGCCAAGGAAAGGAGUUCAUUACUUCGCAAAUGGUAUGAUCUGAUGAUAAAGAACAAAGAUGACCUUGCCAAGAUAAUCACAGCUGAAAAUGGAAAGCCUAUAAAGGAGGCCCACGGAGAAGUUCUUUAUUCUGCCCUUUUCUUGGAAUGGUUUUCUGAGGAAGCACGACGUAUUUAUGGAGAUGUCAUUUAUACCCCUGCACAGGACAGACGGGGCCUGGUCCUGAAGCAGCCUGUUGGGGUGGCUGCCAUUAUCACUCCAUGGAAUUUUCCCAGUGCUAUGAUUACCCGAAAGGUAGGGGCAGCUUUGGCAGCUGGUUGCACAGUGGUGGUAAAACCUGCAGAAGAUACACCUCUUUCUGCCCUGGCCCUUGGUGAGGUAAAAAAAGGGUAUUUAAAAGUUCUCCAACCAAUGUUACUUGCCAACCAAGCAGGAAUUCCCCCAGGUGUCUAUAAUGUGGUUCCCUGCUCUCGUCAGAAGACCAAAGAGGUUGGGGAAGCUCUUUGCACUGAUCCAUUGGUAUCCAAAAUUUCUUUUACUGGUUCAACAGCGACAGGAAAGAUUCUGUUGCACUAUGCUGCUGACUCUGUGAAGAGAGUCUCCAUGGAGCUGGGGGGACAUGCCCCAUUUAUCGUGUUUGACAGUGCCAAUGUGGACCAGGCAGUGGCAGGGGCCCUGGCUUCCAAAUACAGAAAUUCCGGGCAGACUUGUGUUUGCUCAAAUCGUUUCUUGGUGCAAAAGGGGAUCCAUGAUUCCUUCGUGAAGAAAUUUGCUGAAGCCAUUGAGAGAGAGCUGCACGUAGGUCAUGGAUUUGAAGAAAGAACCACCCAAGGUCCAUUGAUUAAUGAAAAAGCAGUGGAAAAAGUAGAGAAACAUGUGUCUGAUGCAGUUUCCAAAGGAGCCACCAUCGUGACAGGAGGGAAGAGGCAUAGCUUUGGGAAAAACUUUUUUGAGCCAACCCUACUUAGCAACGUCACUACAGACAUGCUGUGUUCUCAGGAAGAGACUUUUGGCCCCCUGGCACCAGUUAUUAAGUUUGAUACUGAGGAAGAGGCCCUUGCUAUUGCCAAUUCGGCGGAUGUGGGUUUAGCAGGUUAUUUUUACUCUCAAAAUCCAGCCCAGAUCUGGAGGGUUGCUGAGCAGCUGGAGGUUGGCAUGGUUGGAGUAAACGAGGGACUGUUGUCCACAGUAGAGUGCCCUUUUGGUGGGGUGAAGCAAUCUGGUCUUGGACGAGAAGGUUCAAAGUAUGGUAUCGAUGAAUAUCUAGAACUGAAGUAUGUGUGCUAUGGUGGUUUAUAGAAGUCGCCUGGUGUUCUGUAGCUAAAGGUGGAAAAUCCCUCUAUAGAUGUAGAGAAAUACCAUCUAAUAUAUUUUUAAUAAACUCUCA
Molecule: messenger RNA, 1902 nt
Organism: Gracilinanus agilis (Agile Gracile Mouse Opossum)
Lineage: Eukaryota; Metazoa; Chordata; Mammalia; Didelphimorphia; Didelphidae
Gene: ALDH5A1
Product: aldehyde dehydrogenase 5 family member A1
Exons: 12
Coding region: 150-1814 (554 amino acids)
Biological process (GO): GABA catabolic process
Molecular function (GO): succinate-semialdehyde dehydrogenase (NAD+) activity
Source: RefSeq, a predicted model, not a curated record